AAAUUGCCAUAAUUAGUAGUUAGUAGUAAUGAGGUAGUAAACACUUUAGUGAUCCCUGGGGUAAAAUAGUGUUGUCCAGUCACAGCACACACAUAAAUUUUAUUUUAUUGUAUUAAAUUAUAGUCAGUAGCUCUCUGAACAACCCUCCCAUAGCACUUUGUAUUUCUUGGUUAUGGUCUUCAGAUAAAACUGACACGUCCUCCCUCCCCCCAAAAAAAACGAAUAACUAAACACCAUCAACUUCCCUGUUUUGACCUUAUUCCUGGCUGGCCGCUGAGGUCCUGCUUUCUGAAGGACAUCUGGGUGACUGUGAGUAGGGGGUGCCGUGCCUUUGGGGUUAUGCGACAUUUGCAUAGGUGCCGAAAUUGCUAUCGGCUGGGGCAAAGCGUUCUGUUAAGCAGAUACUCUUAAAUCAGUUACUUGAGCGGUCAGAUAAUUUCCAUGUGUUGUGCUUAGCAAUGAUUUGUUAAUGUGAAGUACUGAUCCAACAGGAGCACAGUAAGCCCUAUGCUAACCGUGUACUAUGCUAGCGAUAAGUCGCCGAUGUAAAAUACUAGCGCAGGAAGGGCUGCCGUCUGACAGAUUCCAUGGCUACGUUUAAACCAUUAAUGUGCAAAUUUUUUGAGAGGGACGGCAAAUGAUGGUUUGGGAUGGUCGGCGAUCUCUGUCCUUGAAUCUUUGCGGUGCCUGACCGCGUAUUACAAGCGAAGGCUAGACUGAGCUGAGGACCUGUUUAACUGCCCGAGUUUGUGUGUGUGGUUCUUUAGGAAGAGGAGCUUAGCAGUCUGAGACAACAUCGUCAUCAGCUGUGACUCAGAGUCCUCCUUAAUGCCUUAGAUAUCCGGCAGGAGUCUUAACAUCUUUGGAAACAUGACUCAUUUCUGGGAAAUCCUGGCCAAUAAUGUCAUCUCAUUCAGAUGAAUAAAACGCGCUGACGAUGUCCCACUUGCUGCAGUAUUUCUGUGCCUCUCAUUGACGAGCCCGUAGGCCCAGUCCAGGGAGGCAAGCUGUCCAGAAUCCCCCCCCCCCACCACCACCUCUUUGCUGGUCUCCGUGGCGUCGCCUGGGGAUCUUGGUCCUGGUCCCUGGAAUGGAGAUCUUUCUUCAGCAGAAUCUGCUUGGUGCUUUGUUUGAUUUGCCCUAAACACAUUGCACUGGGGUUAAGUUUACAGUGUGGCAGACCGAGGCGAAGUUCCCCUUUUCCCUGUGAAGCAUGUUUGCUAGAGCUAAUCUUAGGAUGACUGUUUAAAUCAGAUUAGCACAGGGCAGCAGGUGGACGAACAGGCCGGCUCUCUCUGGGACACUGGCCUCCGGUGGACCGUUACCCUGACUGUGACCCUUGGUGCCAGCGGUGGCAUCUCGCUCACUGUGGGCGGGUGGACAGGCAGGUGAGGUGGCGUUCUGACGCUCAGACCCAUUACGCUGCUCCGGGCAUCAUCUCCGCUCUCAAAGCGAAAGUCAUGCGGCUUUUGUGCCUGUUUGGUUUUUCAUUGUUGGGCACGUGUUCGUGCUCAGUGUCGGGUGUGGGGUGCAGCCUCUGGCGGGAAUCUGUGGGACACAUCCCACUUGCAGUGAUUCUCACUUCCUGCUUUUGUUUCUGCACGCACGGUUUUGUUCUUUAUAGUUCUGUCGUCAUUUGGCUAGGAUUACCGUAAUCAUUCAAAUAGAGGAUUUGAGUCUUUGGUGAGGGAGCGCCGAUUCGUCGCCAUUUUGGCUCAAUGUCUCAGUCAUGUUACCGGGCCGGUCUCCACUCUUACCAGAAGUACAGAAACGGGACGCUCGAUGAUGAGACCUUGUUUUUAUUUACCCUGGCUGCUGUGCAACGCAUUUGUUCAGGGCUUUAAGCAAAAGGAUCACUGAGAGGUUUUAAAAGCCAGGUGACAGCCAGGAGAUGAGUUUGUUUGGGGCGAUGACCUGGCGGAGAUCGCUGCAAAGCCGGAAAUGUGACAAUACCUGAAUGACUGUGAUCGUUGCGGUCUGAAUGCGGCCGGGAUCUAGUGCUUAAGGAACUCUCAGGUUAGAUACAGGUCUUUCAUGCUUUCAAAUCUUACUGUCGUGUCUGCUGGUUUACGGCCCCAUAUUCCGGACCGACGAGCUUCCCUUGAAGCUUUCCUGUGUGAUGCGGGCCUGCUGUGGAUUUAUGACGGUACUUGUAUGUCCCUGCUGUUUGCACCGUAUCAGUCAGGCCUCUUCAUCUCUGCUAACCAAAGCAGAGAACUCUGUGGCAGUGGUGUCACUGGAACCCCAGAAGCUGAGGUGGAGACUAGUCUGCUGUAUUCACUGCAUUGUGGGGUUCUAUUCUCCAUGACAGUGUGUCCCCACCCUUCCCAAAAUUGUCCUCAUGCUUUCGUCUUGGCCAUUGAGUCUUGGUCACCCAUUCUGUGUAUAGUGAAGCACUUUGGUCACAACCUGCAUUCAUAAAGCAUUUAUCUCUGUGGGUUUAAAUUUCGGCUCAGUUCUUCUAAUUAAAAUUUUCUGUAGUUAAUUGUGUUAAUUUGCGGUAGCGGGGCUGUGUUUUUAAUUAGGUGUGCUUGUGGGAACUGGGAGUUUCAUGCAGGAUCUCAUGGUCGUCUCUACACCUCCUGUCCCAUCUGUCCCCUGACAACUGUGAACCCCUUCAGCUGCCACCCUCUCCACUCCCACACGCUUCGCACAAACCAAUACUGACUCCCUCCACACUUCGCACAAGCUGAUACCCCUCCCUCACUUCACAUAGCCCAGUAUCUCCCCCUCCAUGCACUCUUUACACAGCCUGACCCCCCCCCCCCCAAACAUAUACACACACUUCACACAGACCAAUACUGCCCCCCCACGCACUUCACACAGCCCAGUACUCCUCCUACACACAUGCUUCACAGAGCUGAAUACCCCCACACACAUACAUGCUUCACACAGGCUGAUAUCCCCUUGCACACAUUCACAUGCCAAAACACAUUUGUAUGCACAUGCCUGCAGAGUUCCGUGCGCAUGUACACAUGUAUUUAUCGUACGUGAGCGGAGGGCUCCCUGCCAAGCCCUCUGUCACACACACACACACACACACACACACACACACACACACACACACACACACACACACACACACACACACACACACGAAAAGCAUAGGCUGUGGCUUCAGGACCUGUAAUCAGGCUUCCCGUUGCAGGGGAUAUUUAUCUCUCAGGUGUUGGUCCGUGUUGGUCCGUGCUGGUCCGUGCUGUCAUGUCGGGCCUCUCGUUUGCCCACAGGCUGUAAUGAACGCCAUAUUCUCUGCACUGACAGACUGAUGAUCUUGCUCACGUUCAUAAUUCAUUUCUCCCAUGUGGCGCUUUCUUGUUGUACAGCUGGACCUGUCACCGUUCUGGGCUCACCUUGACGACAUCUGUUUCUUCUCAAUAAAUCCACACAGGCCAUGCAAGUGUUGUGACAGUUAGUGCUGCACUGAUGUGGAAAUUGUGAUCAAUAAUGAUAUAUAUUUCUUUGUAAUAUCGUCGACAUGGAUAACCACUUGCUGUGCAUGUGUCGCUCUGCCCUGAUCAUUCACUGAACAUAUCUUUGCUUGGCUGUCUUCUUGAGAAAUGGUGUCAACGUCAUUUUGAUACAUCUUUGUGUACCAGGUCUCCCAAUAGCUGUAUGCAGAAUGUCCCACAUCACAUUCAGACUCUGGUGAGGGACCUUAUCGGCAUCGGCUGAACCUUCGAAAUUAAUGUUAUCUAGAAUGAACUGGAAAGUUUUCUGGUACGGACACUAAAUUCCCGUUGAACUCAGAUAUGUGUGCAUCUUGGUCCUGCAUCUCUAAGAGUGAUUGCCAGCCAGUCCCUUUGCCCGGUUCCUGCACAGAGCUUCAUUGGGUCCAGUCCAUCAAUCUGCCGUGAAAUGGACCAGCCUGUCUCCUGCCCAAUUGUGUCUGAGAGGCCCGGCUCGUCGUGUGCGUUUUGUCUUGGGUUCAUUAGCUCUCCUUGUCACAGCCGCUGUAAGUGCCGUGUGUCUUACAGAACAGCCGAACACAAGCUGAUUGAGGCGCUGUGACUGCAGCCUUUGUCUGUCGCCUUCCGGGCCCCGGCUGCCGCUCAAUGCAAGCGUGGCCCCAGCUAGCGCGUGACUAACGGUGCCCCGUCUCUGUCCCCGGGUUCACAAUGCCUGUCAGUCAGCCUGCUGGGGGCCUUUAUGAUUUAUGGACAGGCACUUCUGGCGGCCGUCUAAAUUCCUCCUGCACCUGCCUCCACGGGCGUUACUGAUUAUAACCACGUCGAGGUUUUGAACUUGGUCACCUGCCCCUCCAGUCGAGUUUCCGUGGUGCCCAGGGUUGGUGUUAAUGUGGCGGGGGGGGGUGGGGCUGUUGUCAGAACGAUGGUCCCAGCAGAUGGACCAAGGCCAUCACAGCUGUCACUCCCCGUUACCCACAGCUGCGGCCCGCGUGCCCCCCGCCACCCGUCCACUCCUCCCAUCAUACAGAGGGUCACUUUUACCAGCCUCCUCCUCCCCCACCUCCUCAAAUAUCACACCCCAUGGAUUGUCCAUUUCACUGGAGAUCGGGGGGCUCUUCCAGGCUGUCCCAGACUCAGGUCCGCUUCAGAACCUCGGACUUUCGGAUCGCUUGUAAUGGCCGGGCUGACCAUCCUCUUCCGCGUCCUCUAUGGGGGAUUUCUACGUACCAGCCCAGGUCGUCUGCUAGACGAGCGGCAGCUUCAGGACCGUCGCAAAGGUAUCACUGGGCCACCAUCGCCACGGUUUCGCCGAAAUGAGGAGGUGAAGGCGGUGGAAGUGCUGCCCAUCCUGAAGGAGAAGGUCGCCUUCCUCUCAGGGGGCAGGGACCGGCGUGGAGGUCCCGUCUUAACGUUCCCAUCUCGGAGUAACCACGACAGAAUACGACCGGAGGACCUGCGGCGGCUCGUCGCCUACCUGGCCGGGAUCCCCAGUGAGGAUGUGUGCAAACAUGGCUUCACCGUCAUCGUGGACAUGCGGGGGUCCAAGUGGGACUCCAUCAAGCCUCUGCUGAAGGUCCUGCACGAGUCCUUCCCCAGCUGCAUCCACGUCGCGCUCAUCAUCAAGCCCGACAACUUCUGGCAGAAGCAGAGAACCAAUUUCGGUAGCUCCAAGUUCGAGUUCGAGACCACCAUGGUGUCCCUUGAGGGCCUCUCCAAGGUGGUAGACCCCUCCCAGCUGACCCCAGACUUCGAGGGCAGCCUGGACUACAACCACGAGGAGUGGAUCGAGAUACGGGUCGCCUUCGAGGAGUUCACCAGCAACGCCUCGCGCAUGCUCGGCCGCCUGGAGGAGCUGCAGGAGACGCUGUCCAAGAAGGACUUCCCACAGGAGCUAGAGGGGGCGCGCCGCAUGAUUGAGGAGCACUCGAGCCUCAAGAAGAAGGUGAUCAAGGCGCCCAUCGAGGAGCUGGACGCUGAGGGCCAGCGACUGCUGCAGUGCAUCCAGAGCAGUGCGAGCAGCCAUGCCGGGGCAGGCUCCGCCAACGCCGACACGCAGGGCCUGGUGCCCAAGAUCACUGCACUGCUGGACAAACUGCACUCCACACGCCAGCACCUGCACCAGCUGUGGCACGUGCGCAAGCUGCAGCUGGACCAGUGCUUCCAGCUGAGGCUUUUCGAGCAGGAUGCUGAGAAGAUGUUCGACUGGAUCAUGCACAACAAGAGCCUGUUCCUGGCAGGCUACACGGAGAUCGGGACCAACCACUCGCACGCCAUGGAGCUUCAGACGCAGCACAAUCACUUCGCCAUGAAUUGCAUGAACGUCUACGUCAACAUCAGCCGCAUCGUGUCGGUGGGGAACCGGCUGCUGGAGUCGUCCCACUACGCCUCGCAGCAGAUCAAGCAGAUCUCUGGGCAGCUGGAGCUGGAGUGGAAGGCCUUCGCCGCCGCCCUGGAUGAGCGCAGCACCCUGCUAGAGAUGUCCGCCGUCUUCCACCAGAAGUGCGAUCAGUACAUGUCCAACGUGGACUCCUGGUGUAAGGCCUGCGGCGAGGUGGACCUGCCCUCGGAGCUUCAGGACCUGGAGGACGCCAUUCACCACCACCAGGGCCUGUACGAGCACAUCACUGUGGCCUACUCGGAGGUAAGCCAGGAUGGCAAGGGCCUACUGGACAAGUUGCAGCGCCCCCUGACCCCGGGCAGCGCCGACUCCCUCACCGCCUCCGCCAACUACUCCAAGGCGGUGCACCAUGUGCUGGAUGUCAUCCACGAGGUGCUGCACCACCAGCGUCAGCUAGAGAACAUCUGGCAGCACCGCAAGGUCCGGCUGCACCAACGGCUGCAGCUCUGCGUCUUCCAGCAGGAUGUGCAGCAGGUGUUGGACUGGAUAGAGAACCACGGCGAGGCCUUCCUGAGCAAGCACACCGGGGUGGGCAAGUCGCUGCACCGCGCUCGCGCCCUGCAGAAAAGGCACGAGGAUUUCGAGGAGGUGGCCCAGAACACGUACACCAACGCCGACAAGCUGUUGGAAGCCGCGGAGCAGCUGGCCCAGACGGGCGAAUGCGACCCGGAGGAGAUCUACCAGGCCGCCCACCAGCUGGAGGACCGUAUCCAGGACUUUGUGCGGCGCGUCGAGCAGCGCAAGGUGCUGCUGGACAUGUCAGUGGCCUUCCACACACACGUCAAGGAGCUGUGGACCUGGCUCGAAGAACUGCAGAAGGAGCUGCUGGAUGACGUGUACGCGGAGGCAGUGGAGGCCGUGCAGGAUCUGAUCAAGCGCUUUGGCCAGCAGCAGCAGACCACCCUGCAGGUCACCGUGAAUGUCAUCAAGGAGGGCGAGGACCUCAUCCAGCAGCUGAGGGAUUCGGCCAUUUCCAGUAACAAGACGCCCCACAAUAGCUCAAUCAACCACAUUGAGAGCGUCCUCCAGCAGCUGGACGAGGCGCAGGGCCAGAUGGAGGAGCUCUUUCAGGAGAGGAAGAUCAAGCUCGAGCUGUUCCUGCAGCUGCGCAUCUUUGAGCGCGAUGCCAUCGACAUCAUCUCAGACCUGGAGUCUUGGAAUGACGAGUUGUCGCAGCAGAUGAAUGACUUCGACACAGAGGACCUGACGCUGGCUGAGCAGCGCCUGCAGCAUCACGCCGACAAGGCGCUCACCAUGAACAACCUCACCUUCGACGUCAUCCACCAAGGCCAGGAGCUCUUACAGUAUGUCAACGAGGUGCAGGCCUCUGGCGUGGAGCUGUUGUGUGACCGGGAUGUGGACAUGGCCACUCGGGUGCAGGACCUGCUGGAGUUCCUCCACGAGAAGCAGCAGGAGCUGGAUGUGGUUGCUGAGCAACACCGCCGGCACCUCGAGCAGUGCGUGCAGCUGCGCCACCUGCAGGCUGAAGUCAAACAGGUCUUGGGCUGGAUCCGGAACGGGGAGUCCAUGCUGAACGCUGGGCUGAUCACCGCCAGCUCCCUGCAAGAGGCGGAGCAGCUCCAGAGGGAACAUGAACAGUUUCAACACGCCAUCGAGAAAACACACCAGAGCGCUCUCCAGGUGCAGCAGAAGGCAGAAGCCAUGCUGCAGGCCAACCACUACGACAUGGACCUGAUCCGCGAUUGCGCCGAGAACGUCGCCUCCCACUGGCAGCAGCUCAUGCUGAAGAUGGAGGACCGGCUGAAGCUGGUCAAUGCUUCGGUGGCCUUUUACAAGACCUCUGAGCAGGUGUGUAGUGUUCUGGAGAGCCUGGAGCAAGAGUAUAAGCGUGAGGAAGACUGGUGCGGAGGAGCCGACAAGUUAGGGCCCAACUGUGAGACGGACCAUGUGACACCUAUGAUCAGCAAACACCUGGAGCAGAAGGAGGCCUUUCUGAAGGCUUGCACCCUCGCUCGGCGCAAUGCUGACGUCUUCCUGAAAUACCUGCACAGGAACAGCGUCAACGUGCCCGGGAUGCUGAGCCACGUGAAGGCGCCCGAGCAGCAGGUUAAAAACAUCCUGAAUGAGCUGCUUCAGAGGGAGAACCGCGUCCUCCACUUCUGGACCAUGCGCAAGCGUCGGCUGGACCAGUGCCAGCAGUACGUGGUGUUCGAGCGCAGCGCCAAGCAGGCCUUAGAGUGGAUCCACGACACCGGCGAGUUCUACCUGUCCACCCACACCUCUACCGGCUCCAGCAUCCACCACACGCAGGAGCUGCUGAAGGAACACGAGGACUUCCACAUCACAGCCAGGCAAACCAAAGAGCGAGUGAAACUGCUGAUACAGCUGGCCGAUGGCUUCUGUGACAAGGGCCACGCCCACGCCAUGGAGAUCAAGAAAUGGGUCACUGCUGUGGACAAGCGCUACCGGGACUUCUCCCUUCGCAUGGACAAGUACCGCUCGUCCCUGGAGAAGGCGCUGGGCAUCUCCUCGGACUCCAACAAGUCGAGCAAAGACCUGCAGCUGGACAUCAUCCCAGCCAGCGCCCCGGGGUCAGAGGUCAAGCUGCGGGACGCCGCCCAUGAGCUUAACGAGGAGAAGCGCAAGUCGGCCCGCAGGAAAGAAUUCAUUAUGGCGGAGCUUAUUCAGACGGAGAAGGCCUACGUGCGGGACCUGAGGGAGUGCAUGGACACCUACCUGUGGGAGAUGACCAGUGGCGUUGAAGAGAUCCCCCAAGGGAUCGUCAACAAGGAGCACAUCAUCUUUGGAAACAUGCAGGACCUCUAUGAGUUCCACCACAACAUAUUCCUGAAGGAGCUAGAAAAGUAUGAGCAGCUACCAGAGGAUGUGGGUCACUGCUUCGUCACUUGGGCUGACAAGUUCCAGAUGUACGUCAAUUACUGCAAGAACAAACCGGACUCCACCCAGCUCAUACUAGAGCAUGCUGGGAGCUACUUCGACGAGAUCCAGCUCAGGCACCGCCUGGCCAACUCCAUCUCCUCCUACCUGAUCAAGCCGGUGCAGAGAAUAACCAAGUACCAACUGCUGCUCAAGGAGCUCCUGACGUGCUGUGAGGAGGGUAAAGGGGAGAUCAAGGAUGGCCUGGAGGUCAUGCUGAGUGUGCCCAAGCGUGCCAACGACGCCAUGCAUCUCAGCAUGCUGGAAGGCUUCGACGAGAACAUCGAGUCUCAGGGCGAGCUCAUCCUUCAGGAGUCCUUCCAGGUGUGGGACCCGAAAACCCUGAUCCGCAAGGGCCGCGAGCGUCAUCUCUUCCUGUUUGAGAUGUCCCUGGUCUUCAGCAAGGAGGUCAAGGACUCCAACGGCCGUAGCAAGUACAUCUAUAAGAGCAAGCUCUUCACCUCAGAGUUGGGGGUCACGGAGCACGUUGAGGGGGACCCCUGCAAAUUUGCCCUCUGGGUAGGACGAACCCCAACUUCUGAUAACAAGAUCGUCCUAAAGCCUCUAAGUCAGGGCAGCAAACACAGCACCAUGGCCUCCAGCAUCGAGAAUAAGCAGGACUGGAUCAAGCACAUACGGGAGGUGAUCCAGGAACGCACCAUCCACCUCAAGGGGGCGCUCAAGGAGCCCAUCCACAUUCCCAAGCCCGCCACCACGAAGCACAAGGGUAGAAGGGAUGGUGAAGACCUGGACAGUCAGGGUGAUGGGAGCAGUCAGCCUGACACCAUAUCUCUGGCCUCUCGCACUUCCCAGAACACCCUGGACAGCGACAAACUUUCCGGAGGUUGCGAGCUGACCGUGGUCAUCCACGACUUCGCAGCAGGCAAUAGCAACGAGCUGACGGUACGCCGCGGCCAGACUGUGGAGGUGCUGGAGCGCCCCCACGAGCGGCCCGACUGGUGCCUGGUGCGGACCACUGACCGCUCGCCUGCCCAGGAGGGCCUCGUGCCCUGUGCCAUGCUCUGCAUCGCCCACUCCCGCAGCAGCAUGGAGAUGGAGGGCAUCUUCAACCACAGAGACACCCUGUCGGUGUGCAGUAGCGACGCCCUGGUCCCCGGUUCUUCGGCCACGCUGCAGCCCAGCCAUAUCUCAGGCCCCCACAGUUCCCCGGGGCCCAAGCGGCCAGGCAACACGCUGCGCAAGUGGCUGACCAGCCCGGUGCGGCGGCUCAGCAGCGGCAAAGCUGACGGCCACGUCAAGAAGCUGGCACAGAAGCACAAGAAGAGCCGCGACGUGCGCAAGAGCGCCGAUGUCGGCUCACAGAAGGACUCUGACGACAGUGCCGCCACACCUCAGGACGAGACCGUGGAAGAGAGAGUAAGGAGUGAGGGGCUCAGCAGUGGCACACUGUCCAAGUCGUCGUCAUCGGGGAUGCAGAGCUGUGGGGAGGAGGAGGGGGAGGAGGGGCCCGACUCGGUCCCCCUGCCACCCCCCAUGGCCAUUCAGCAGCAUAGCCUGCUGCAGCCAGACUCCCAGGAUGACAAGACAUCCUCGCGCCUCUCUGUACGCCCGAGCAGCUCAGAGACGCCCAGUGCUGCGGAAUUGGUCAGCGCCAUCGAGGAACUGGUCAAGAGCAAAAUGGCCCUGGAAGACCGGCCCAGCUCCCUCUCGGUCCAGCAGCCUGACAGCAGCAGCCCCUCCUUCAACCCUUCGGACAAUUCGCUCCUGUCGUCUUCCUCGCCCAUCGACGAGAUAGAGGAGCGCAAGACUGGCUUCCUCAAGCGCCGACACUACGUCCUCCUAGAGCUUAUGGAGACUGAGAGGGACUACGUGAGAGACCUGGGAUUGGUGGUGGAGGGCUACAUGGCCAGGAUGAAGGAAGAAGGCGUGCCGGAUGACAUGAAAGGGAAGGACAAGACCAUGUUUGGCAACAUCCACCAGAUCUACGAUUGGCACAAAGACUUGUUCCUCGGUGAGCUUGAGAAGUGUCUUGAGGACCCUGACCGGCUGGCUUCGCUGUUCCUCAAACAUGAGCGGCGGUGGCACAUGUACAUCGUCUACUGCCAGAACAAGCCCAAGUCGGAGUUCAUCGUGUCAGAGUACAUCGAGACAUACUUUGAGGACCUGAAGCAGCGCCUGGGUCACCGGUUGCAGAUCACAGAUUUGCUGAUUAAGCCAGUUCAGCGAAUCAUGAAGUAUCAGCUUCUGCUGAAGGACUUCCUCAGAUUUUCCAAGAAAGCGGGUUUGGAUUCGCCGGAGAUGGAGAAAGCCGUGGAGGUCAUGUGCAUCAUACCCAAGAGGUGUAACGAUGUCAUGAACGUGGGCCGACUCCAGGGCUUUGAGGGGAAGAUCGUAGCACAAGGUGGCCUCCUCCUCCAGGACACCUUCUUGGUUUCGGACCAGGACGGCACACUCGUGUCCCGGAUGAAGGAGAGGCGGGUUUUCCUCUUCGAGCAAAUUGUCAUCUUUAGUGAACCCCUGGACAAGAAGAGGGGCUUCUCCAUGCCCAGCUUUCUCUACAAGAACAGCAUAAAGGUCAGCUGCCUGGGCUUGGAAGAGAAUCUGGACGGAGACCCCUGCAGGUUCGCGCUGACGUCGAAGGCGCCAGGCAGCAGUGGCACCGACACAUUCGUCUUGCACUCGAGCCACCCGGGCGUGUGUCAGGUGUGGGUGCUGCAGAUCAGCCAGAUCCUGGAGAACCAGCGCGGCUAUCUCAACGGUACCCAGACCAUGACCUCACCCGUCGAGCACCAGAGGAAUCAUAUGGGCCCAGGUGCGGCAAGUGGGCCCAGCAGCAGUGGCGGUCCAGCAGGGGGCAGCGCCCCUUCCGGCUCGCGCUGCCGGCCGUCCCGCAUCCCCCAGCCCUCGCGCCUGCCGCAGCCCCUCCGCCAUCACCCCCCCGAGCCCGAGGGGCCGGACAAGAUGUCAGGUACGUCUGGCCGCUACCCACCGUGUGCCCUGGGCGAGCCGGACCCCCGUGUGGAGAUUCCCCGCAUGAGGGUGUUGGAGAGCCCGCGGGGAGCCAAGCUGGCCGAGGGCGGCCCCAAGGACCCGCACGUGGACCCCCUGGGGCCCGUCCCUAGGGCCGCCGUCAGCCCCCUAACUCUGAGUAAGCCUCGAGCCGGGGCGGCCAGCCCCCUGGCCUCACCCCUGGUGGCCCCCGCUUUCGGGAAGGACGGCUUCCUCCCCGGCAGCCCGCAGAAAGGCACUUCAUUCUGGAGCUCCGUGCCAGCCUCCCCCGCCAGCCGACCUGGCUCCUUCACCUUCCCUGGGGAGGGCGACUCGCUGGGCCGCCAAAGCCAGCGGCACUCCACGCACAGCAAGGAUGCAGAUCGCAUGAGCACCUGCUCCUCGACCAGCGAGCAGUCCGUGCAAUCCACCCAGAGCAACGGGAGUGAAAGCAGCAGCAGCAGCAACAUGUCCACCAUGCUGGUGACACAGGACUACGUGGCCGUGAAGGAGGAUGAGAUCAAUGUGCUCCAGGGUGAGGUGGUCCAGAUCCUGGCCAGCAACCAACAAAGCAUGUUUCUGGUGUUCCGCGCCGCCAACGAGCAGAGUCCCGCCGCCGAGGGCUGGAUCCCCGGCUACGUGCUGGGCCACACGUCCGCCGUCAUCCCCGACCUCCCCGACGGAACCAUCAAGAAGUCCUCGUCCUGGCACACCUCGCUGCGCAUCAGGAAGAAGUCAGAAAAACGAGACAAGGAACUGAAAAAGGAGGGAAAGCUUGAGAAUGGAUACAGGAAGUCCCGCGAAGGCCUGGCCAACAAAGUAUCUGUGAAGCUACUGAAUCCCAAUUACAUCUACGACGUGCCCCCCGAGGUCCUCCUCCCGCUGAGCGACGUCACAUGUGACAUCGGCGAGUGCGUCACUCUUCGCUGUAAGAUAUGCGGUCGCCCCAGGGCCACCGUCACGUGGAAGGGACCGGAUCAGAACACGCUGACAAACAACGGCCACUUCAGCAUGGCUUACAGCGACACCGGCGAGGCGACGCUCCGGAUCGUGGGCGUGUCCUCUGAGGACGACGGCACGUACACCUGCAUCGCCACCAACGACGUGGGCACUGCGUCAUCGUCUGCUAGCCUCAGAGUACUGGGCACGACCAGGGAUGGACUGAAGGUCGCAUGGAAAGACAACUUUGACUCCUUCUACACAGUGGUCUCUGAACUGGGCAGGGGCAGGUUCUCGGUAGUGAAGCGCUGCGACCAGAGGGGGAGCAAGCAAACGGUGGCAGCCAAACUGGUCAACAAGAAGCUGAUGAAGCGUGACCAGGUGACCCAGGAGCUGAGCCUCCUGCACGGCCUGCAGCACCCCCACCUGGUGCGGCUGCUGGACACCUUCGAGACGGCCACCAGCUACAUCCUGGUCCUGGAGAUGGCUGACCAAGGCCGUCUGCUGGACUACAUCGUCAGCUGGGGUAACCUCACGGAGGAGAAGGUGGCCGCGUACCUGCGGGAGAUUCUGGAAGCUUUGCACUACCUGCAUAACUGCAGAAUAGCGCACUUGGAUUUAAAGCCCGAGAACGUGCUCGUGGACCAGAGCGGGGGCCAGCCAGUGAUCAAGCUGGCCGACUUCGGCGACGCAGUGCGUCUGGGCUCCACCCACUACGUGCAUCCGCUGCUGGGCAGCCCCGAGUUCGCCGCCCCCGAGCUGGUCCUGGGCGAGACAGCGGUGCUGGCCUCCGACGUCUGGAGUGUGGGCGUGCUGACCUACGUGCUGCUGAGUGGCGCCUCUCCCUUCCUGGACGAGAGCGCCGAAGAGACCUGCCUCAAUAUCUGCCGGCUAGACUUCAGCUUCCCCGACGACUACUUCCAGGGCGUGAGCCAGGGGGCCCGCGACUUCGUGCGUCUCCUGCUGCGCAGUGAGCCUUCCAGGCGCCCCCCCACCUCCCUCUGCCUCCAGGAGCCCUGGCUGCAGCCGGGCCACGGGGCCGGCUCCCCCCACAUCGAUACCUCCCGCCUCAUCUCGUUUAUCGACCGGCGCAAGCACCAGAACGACGUGCGGCCCGUCGGCAGCAUCAAGGCCUUCCUGCACAGCCGACUGCUGCCGGCGGUCUGACGCACCAAUGAAAAUAAAGAUCUCAUCCUCUUUCACUGACCAGUCGAAACCCACGGUGUCCUGCCGUGACUUGCGAAACCAGUGGAAGGUCAUUCCCAUGGAAACUCGAGGAUUCCCGUAGUUGACCAGUCCCUUGCUGCUGCCUGGUGCGGGAUCCCGAUACGGAUCUGGCAAAAAAGUGGGAAUAUUAUCCCACAGAUUUAGGCGAAACGUCUCUCCACACAUCUGCUCGGAUGUGGAGUUUUUUCUAAAUGGCGAUUUAGAUAGAAUUAGCAUGGAGGACAAUGUUAUUCCCAGCUUUCCCCCCCCCUUUCCUUAGUCGUCCUCUUUUUCAGAGUAUUCAAUUCAGGUUGCUUGGAUUGAUUAAUGGGAUUUUUAAGGGGAAAUUCCCUGUCUAAUGGUUGUGAGCCCAGCGUGGCUAAUGGAGCCAGCGGCUGUCUGGCUUUCCAGGAGUGAAUUAAAAAAAAAAAAAAAGAUAAAUAAUUAAAGCAAAAAAGUCAUUCAUUUUUAAAAGUUGCCUCACGGUCUUGGCCUGAGAAGCAUCGCUUACAGAAUUUAGGUCGAGAUCAGCACCCGGAUUGUGGGUCCAGCGAACAGCCGCCGCUUGGGUGAAAUCUUUCUGAUUCUGUUCAGAGCUCUUUUAAUUGCCUUGUUUAUUUAUUCUAAGGGAUCGUGAAAAAUCAAUGCCACAAGUAACAAGAUUUUAAGUGCUGCAACUCCAGCCUACGUAAAAAGGCAAAAAAAAAAAAAAAGAAUCUUUUCUUUCUGCUUUUAUUAGAACAAGUGAUGUUGCUCGGACCUAAGAUAUUUGCGCCUUACUUUGUACAUACUGUCCCCGCCUCCCGUUCAGCACGCGGCUCGUCAUUGGAUCUCCUCGGGUCAGGAAGGACGCCGAGUGGCUGGGGGGCCCCCCUCUGAGCGGCGGUGCAGACAGCGAAUCGGAUGGCGGAGCAACAAAGAGCGUUUACUGUAAAAUGCACUCGUUAUGUCAUGUUUUUAAUCUCAUCACGUGCAAUGUUGCGGCUUCAGCGUUUUAUUUAUGGAGACAUCUGUACCUGUAAUAAAUGUAUAGAAAAUGGCGCUUUUAGUGCCACUAGUUUUGCUGGUUUUCUGUUUGACGCCGUUUCCCUCCUUCAGUAUUAUCGCCCCGAGAGUCUGUGUGUCUGCUAGCGUUCGUACGUGUGUGAGCAGCGGUGAUGCCUUUCUCAGAUUUACAUAGAAACCCUGGCUUCCCCAAAUGCCAAAGUAUAAAGAGCUUUACAGAAACCAUUUAAGUUAAUUCCUUGUUUUUGGCCUUUAAAUUAUGAACUAUGAAUGGAAAUAUGACUCGGAAAGGAUGUUUACAUUUUGUUUCUUAUGGGUUUCCUUUAUUUUAUUUUUUUAACAAUCACGAUGAGGUUUUCAAAGUAUUUACUGCAGCCACUGGCAGGUAAUUUGGACUUCAUUAGGGUGCCUGGGGGUCUGAGUAGGGUGUGAGUGCAGUAUAUGUGGGGUCUUGCUCCGUAACUGUGAUGGGAUUCCUCAGCGGACACAUGGGAGCGCUGCGUACGUUCCUGCGAGGUGCAUCGCGUUCACACACCUGCCGUCUUCUCAGCGAGACGUCAGGAAGCUGCUUGCAGUUAAGUCACUGUAGUCUGUACACCUCCAGCCUUGGGGGGUUCUCCGGGAAAUCUCCAAGCGGGAUCCGCCGGGCGUGUGGGGCGGAGUCCAGCCCGGGCCACCACCACCACCCCCUCCCUCAUUCUGUCCUCUUAUUUAUUCAACAUUGUAAAGCUGUAUAUUAACUCAAGUGGGAGCUCAAGACAAGGUGCUUUUGCGCAUGUGUGUGUGCCAACCUUUUUUCAUUUAAUCCUUUUUUUUUUCGUUUGCAUGUGUAUGUGCUGUACAGAAUCCUUGUGUCUUCACCAUGUGCUGUAAAUAUUUUUGCCAUCAGUUGUUUUGAGAUUAAACAAGCACCAUGCUCUUC
Messenger RNA from Brienomyrus brachyistius, 15727 nucleotides. Its product is annotated as triple functional domain protein. The record is from RefSeq and is a predicted model, not a curated record. NCBI's taxonomy places the organism in Eukaryota, Metazoa, Chordata, Actinopteri, Osteoglossiformes, Mormyridae. The transcript is spliced from 58 exons. Gene Ontology annotation, molecular function: protein binding; ATP binding; guanyl-nucleotide exchange factor activity. Gene Ontology annotation, cellular component: cytoplasm. The coding region runs from base 4333 to 13761 and encodes 3142 amino acids. Gene Ontology annotation, biological process: protein phosphorylation.